AAAGAAAAAAACUGAUCAUACACCCAUGCAGAUGCAUUAACACAAAAUAACUUACUGCUAUCUCACAUUUUGUGGGACGUUAGGCAUCAUGGUUGAAAGAAGCAACACUAGAUUGUCGACUGCACUGAGAUAAAUUAUUUAUUGGUUCUCUUUUUGUUCUAUUUUUUCUUUUCUCUUUCGUUUCCUGAGUUUGGCACCUGGUGGUGUUGUUCUGGGUAGAUUCAUGGUUUGCUGCACUAUUUAACACGCCAUGCGUUCCUAUUCCACACUUGUUAAGAUUAUAAUGAUGAGCGUCCUUAAACUGUUUCUACUUCUGAGCUGCUGGACUUUUACAGGAACUAUGGCAGAACCUCUAAAAGCAACAUAUUACGUUCUCAGAAACAACUUUGUGUGUUUGAAUGUCAGUAAAAGUCCUCCAUAUUCUCAUGGUAAAUGGGAAUUUUCUGGUGAAGUUAUUUAUCACGAGGAAGGCAUCAAUCCCAGCUAUAAAGAGAAAGCAUGGCCUGGUCCCAAAUACUUUUCCCUUUGUAUAAAAAUGUUGACUGAUAAUGACACCGGUAUCUAUAAAUUCUCAUUUACGCACAAUUUUAUUAUAGUAUAUGAGCCAUAUCAAGUAAUCAUCCAAGACAUGGUUCCCAGACCAGUGAUGAUGAUGACGUCAGAGCACCACUCCAACCUGACUGAGGGAUCCUGCAGCGUCACAGUAAACUGCUCCAUCCAGGACAACUUGCUGUGGUCCGUCUGUGAUGAAGACGGCUGCAGACCACCUCAGAAGUCAUUCCACAAUUUCAACAUCACCGUCUUCACUGAGAACAGAACUGUUGUCUGCAGUGGCAACAACCAUGUUAGUACAAAUAACAUCACAGAGAGGAUGGAGACAGCUUGUUUCAGUAAAUCCAACCCUGACCCCAAAGAGGAACCACAGCAACACCAUGGAACAGUGAUCUAUAUUCUUUCAGGAUUGGGCUGCAUGUUGGUCUGUUCUUUCUUAGCCAUAAAACUCUUUUCUGCUCUUCGCAAACAUCAGGCAACAACAAGAGCUGCUCUGUUAAUACCCAGUGGGCCGUUAGAGAUGGGAACACAAUCCAAUCCCAGAGUCUCAACAUCAUCUUCCAGUGAAGCUGAGCCUUCCUAUGAGAAUGUGGAAAUGCCUCAACCCAGAGAGAUCAGCAUCCCAAUAGAGCAGCAGUUCUCCUGGGAAAGUAAGGGAGCAAAUACUGUCUAUAGUGUACCAAGACGAAAAGACUCUCGAUUCAAGACUGACAGUGGUGAAGAAUCAGCGAGACACAGGAACACACAAGAGUCUGUCACCCUGGAUGCGACACGACACCCAACACAAACUGAAACGGUGUACUGUUUGUUGGAGAAGCCAAAGGAUGUAAGGUCACAGCACCUCCAAGAGUCCUGAAAGUCAAAAGUCAUGAACACGGUGAAAGUAAGCUGGUACUGUCCGGUACUGCGUACCACUAAAAGAUUCGCUUGCGGUAGGCAGUAGUGAUGUGCCAUGUGCGAAAGAGGCGGCUCUGAGAGGCGAUGCUUUGAAGUGAACCAGAAGAGCCGGCUCCCAUCGAGUGAGAGCUAGAGAUGUGAUGUUCAUGAACGAAUUGAUUCUUCUGAAUGCCUCUUUUAAAUGAACAAUGGGAACAGCUGUUCAUCAUAGACAUCAUAGAAGUCUGAUGUCCAACACGCUCCAUUCAUGUGAAACAUCUAUGGACAGAGAGUAUUAUUCAGAAACAAAUGCUGAGUUCUAUCCAAAACAUUUACAAGAAUUUGCACUAACUGCUCAGGUUUAUUCUUUUUUUAUCUAUAUUUUUCCUAUAAUCUUUUAAAUCUUGUAUAUUAGAUUUUAAAUAAGUACAUAUUUUG
This is a messenger RNA of Melanotaenia boesemani (Boeseman's rainbowfish), 1866 nucleotides long. RefSeq lists its product as uncharacterized. Lineage: Eukaryota; Metazoa; Chordata; Actinopteri; Atheriniformes; Melanotaeniidae. The transcript is spliced from 5 exons. The coding region runs from base 251 to 1408 and encodes 385 amino acids. The record is from RefSeq and is a predicted model, not a curated record.